AUGAGAUCAUCUUGGAACGCUGUCGGAAAAGAAUCCGUCUUGUUAUCGGAACACAUUUUCAAUUCCGAUCAAGGGAAACAAUUCAUUCUCCAGGUCCGUAAAGGAGAUUUAACCAUGGAGAAGGUUGAUGCUAUUGUCAAUGCUGCCAACUGCCGUCUUCAACACAUUUCAGGCCUUGCCGGAGCCAUUGUCAAGAACGGAGGUAAAUCCAUUCAAAUUGAAUCAAACAAUAUCAUCAAACAGUUAGGAAGAGAAUUAGAGAAUGGAGAAGUGGUUGAAACCUCGAACGGUGAUUUACCUUGUAAAAUAGUUUUCCAUGCUGUGGGCCCAAUUUGGUCAAGUUUUAAGAGCAAAUCAACUCCUGUCGGAACUGAACAAGAAGAUUUUGAAUUGAGCAUGUGUGUGGAAGCUUGCUUGACCAAAGCACUUGAAAAGGGAUUGAACUCGUUAAGUAUUCCUGCAAUUUCGAGUGGAAUUUUUGGAUAUCCAAAAGAUCGAUGUGCCAAAGUGUUGUUUAACACAGUAGAACAAUUCUUUAAGGAUUAUAAGGAUAAAAUUCCAGUAGACCGAAUGGAAGUGAGAUUUACAAAUUUUGAUGAUGAAACUUGUAAUAUUUUCUCGAACGAAUUUAAGCGCAGAUAUUGA
Messenger RNA from Naegleria lovaniensis, 645 nucleotides. RefSeq lists its product as uncharacterized. The transcript has a single exon. Lineage: Eukaryota; Heterolobosea; Eutetramitea; Acrasida; Naegleriidae. The record is from RefSeq and is a predicted model, not a curated record. The coding region runs from base 1 to 645 and encodes 214 amino acids.